GGCUAUUACCUAGAGCGCUCCCAAUUCUCCCUACAUCUCGGUUUCAGACUGAACUUGCACCUGAACCCUAGCCCUGUGCGGGUCCUGGUGUUCCCGGGCAGAAAAUAGGGCCUCUGCCUUAGUGGCUUGAAGUCGGGACCUCGGGCUGCCAGUACCAGGAACACACGGGAGAGCUCGGCGCACAAGGGGUGGUGAGACCUGCAGCAUCAGGAAGCAAGAACUCCCUGGAGGCGGUGAACAUCGCUGUAGGUGGCUCCCCCUGACCUCUAAAGAAAGAAAGAAAUUGGAGUCUGAGACUUGAGGCCCCAGAGAAACUGUAGACUGCCAGCAGGGGGCGAUGGCUGUGGCCCUGGGUUGUGCGAUCCAGGCCUCCUUGAAUCAGGGCUCCCUGUCUCAGGAACAUGAUACUGACAGUGAAGUCUUCCGUCAGCGCUUCAGGCAGUUCCAGUACAGAGAAGCAGCGGGGCCUCAUGAAGCUUUCAACAAACUCUGGGAGCUGUGCUGCCAAUGGCUGAAGCCAAAGAUGCGUUCCAAGGAACAAAUCCUGGAGCAGCUAGUGCUGGAGCAAUUCCUAAGUAUUCUGCCCCCAGAGAUAGAGACCCGUGUGAGGUCAUUUGGCCUACGACCUACAGAAAUGAUGUUGGCAUUCAUAGAAAUCUUGGAGCGGGAAAUGAAGACACCAGAGCGGCAGAUCGAUAGCCAGGAAAUGUUCUUGGAAGAACUGGCACCAGUGGGAAUGGAAAACAUUCCACCAAACAUGCAGCUGGACUCAGCCCCGCUCCAAGUGAUGGGAGCUGCCCCGGAGGCUGCAAUGGCAGAGGCGUGGAUGCCACAGGCAGGGCCUCAGGAGCUGAACUACACAGCUGCUGGGGAAUGCCAGCCCUUUCCAGACCCGGGUUUCCAAUCCCAGUGGCAUGUCUCUUCUCCCGGAGGCUGGCCAACCGUGGGGACAGGCACAGAACCCCCAGAGUGGCCAGCACACCGCCUUCCAGACCCUGAGCUGAGGUUCCCAGUAAUUGACAGAGAAGAGCCUUGGCCAAAGGAGCAACUACACAAUCCUCAUGACGUGAAACUAGGAUUCUACGGCACCGGCGUAGACAGGAAUGUGCUCCUUGGUCCCAAUUUACCUGGAAACUCGGAGCAGCUUGAAAAUCCAUUGAGACACCCCACAGAGCUGCCACCCAGCGACAUGACAGUGCCUGUCCCUUCUCAGAACCCUUGUCUAGGAGAGACAGCUGAGCGCGCCAAGGUGCCAGAACCCUGCGGCCCCAGAGCCCCUGAGCAGAGCUGUCCCAGUGAGAAAUCUUACUCAUGUGUCCAGUGUGGGAAAUGUUUUGCUACCCUGAAACUGCUUAAGGGGCACGUGAAGAUUCACUCUGGAGAGCUCCCUCACAAAUGCACUAUUUGUGAGAAAAGAUUCCUUCGUAUGUCAGAUCUCAGGAGGCAUUACUGGAUUCACAAUAGUGAGAAACACUAUGAAUGCAGUCUCUGUAACCUUAGGUUCAGUCAGCGGAGAGAGCUGGCGCUGCACCGGAUCAUACAUUCUGAUAGAAAAAUAUACAGUUGCCAUUUGUGUAAGGUAAUUAUAUGCCAUAAACCAAAUUACGUAAGACACAUGCAAUCCCACACAGGUAGAAAACUCCAUAACAUUUGUAACAUUUGCGGGAGAAAAUUUUCGCAAAAGAUGCGUCUUACUUUGCACUAUAGAACACACACAGGAGAGAGGCCAUAUGAAUGUGAGUCUUGUGGCAAUACCUAUAAACACAAAGCAAGCCUUGUUUCUCAUUUGAAGAAGCAUGCAAGGGAAAAGUCAUAGAGAUUUGCUCAUUGUUUCACGUGCUUUUGAAAGAAAGCAGCCCUAAUAUGCCCAAGCAGCUAGCUUUACUUUUUUCACAUUUUUUUUAAACAGAGUGCCAUUAUUUAACAUUUUAUUAAUACUGUGACAGUACAGGAUAUCUGCCCUCGGAGUGUUCCCCACAACUCUCCCUCAACCAAAGCACAGAUAGUCCUCCCUGAUAGUCCUUUGUGCCCUCUCCCCUCCAUUCAAACGCUGGCCCUCCUCUUCCUCUCUGGGAUGCCCAGGUCAGCAGUUCACUUUAGAAAAGAAUUUUCAGAGAAUUUGUUGAGGGAAACAGCUCAACAAAUCGAAACUCAUUCAUGAAAGCCUUAACCUGCUCCAGGCUGUCUUGGAAAGACAGUUUGGUUUGUGUCUGCCUAAGAAUGGCUUUGUGCUUUGGUAUCUUUAAAACCCAUCUGCCAAGGUGUGUAGAUCCUGAAGUAGCUGCCAGCUGUUGCCACUGCCCUGCAUUUGGUUUCUUUCUGUCUAGAGGAAUCACGUUGAAUCAUUUUGAUGAAAAUGUUUUCUCCCUAGCUGACGACAGUGUACUUGUCCCUAGCUGACUACAGCGCACGUGUAACUAAGACGCAUGCACAGGCGACUUUCCUCUCAGGUCUAGGGCCAGUGUCCCAGUCACGGGGAGCCGCCCCAUGGACCUGCGUCUGUGCAAUAUUUUAUUCACCUGCAAAGUACAUGCCUUUCCCCUUUCAUUCCCACUGACUCAUUGUCAGCAACAUGCAGAUGCUUCCCUGAAGUGAGUCAUGACCACGUCCUUGACACGAUUAUUCCUCUGUAGCCUCUGCCAUGCCCAUGCAUUAUUUAGCCCAAUGCAUUUAAGUUCAAAAGUUACCUGUUCCCCAUGCAGGGCGUGGUAGAGUUGUCCAUGCAACUGUCUGCUACUGUGGUGGUCAUUUUAUUUCUUCUUUGCCCCAAGUUGGCCGAUGUUGAUAUUUUCCUGUCAAUUCUUGAUUGUAAUACCUUGUCAUUAAUAAAUGGAGUUCAUUUUG
Molecule: messenger RNA, 2844 nt
Organism: Talpa occidentalis (Iberian mole)
Lineage: Eukaryota; Metazoa; Chordata; Mammalia; Eulipotyphla; Talpidae
Product: zinc finger protein 449-like
Exons: 6
Coding region: 338-1816 (492 amino acids)
Biological process (GO): regulation of transcription by RNA polymerase II
Molecular function (GO): DNA-binding transcription factor activity, RNA polymerase II-specific; RNA polymerase II cis-regulatory region sequence-specific DNA binding
Source: RefSeq, a predicted model, not a curated record